Messenger RNA from Lampris incognitus (smalleye Pacific opah), 882 nucleotides. RefSeq names its product centriole, cilia and spindle-associated protein a (gene ccsapa). Bases 1 to 882 code for a protein of 293 amino acids. Gene Ontology annotation, cellular component: ciliary basal body; ciliary transition zone; centriole. The transcript has 3 exons. The record is from RefSeq and is a predicted model, not a curated record. Lineage: Eukaryota; Metazoa; Chordata; Actinopteri; Lampriformes; Lampridae. Gene Ontology annotation, molecular function: microtubule binding. Gene Ontology annotation, biological process: regulation of mitotic spindle assembly.
AUGGUGACGAAGAAAAUCAGGACGGAAUACAUGAAAAAGUUCAGGGACCCUAAAUGGGAGACCUUUUCCAAAUGUUACGAAGACUCGUUGAAGUACCGAUUAACCAGGAGAGUGAUGGAGCACUCUCACAAACCGUGGUUCUGGGAAGGCUGGGACAACAGGUCCGAUUCCAGCGGGAUGUCCACUCCUAGACUGAUGAGAAACAAAGUUUCACCCCUGUCUGUUAAACCACCUACGCAUUUGGAUAUCAAUCCUGAGACGUUACCAGAAUUUAAGGCCGCGCCUCAACCAAAGCCUCCUUUUGAGAACAGAGAGCCAGAGGUAGAGGUCAGAGAUGCACCCGUUUUGGACGCAGCAGGACCCACAGGAGAUGGUCUGAAUGACCCUAAUGUAAGCUCAGUGAAAGAGGUUCCGAACGCCAGGGGACCACCAAGCAUCCUAACAGAUGACGGACCAGCUGACCCGGACUCAUCUGAUGAAGACCCUGUAAAACCAGAGCCCAGAUGUCAUUACCGCCAUCGGGCUCCUCGCUCUGAACCAGGAACUACGGAUAGUUCCCAUGAUGACAAACCAAGGUCAGUUCGGAAGCCUUCAAGAGCUAAAAGCCAGCCUCCAGCCAGCACCAAGGAGAAGGAGAACCGGCGCCCGUCCAGCCGAUGUGAAUGGGCAGAGCAACACCCAGAGAACAGGAGGACUCCAAAUGAGAGCCGCACGUCUGACAUGUCCAUCCAGACCAGGCGAGAAUCGGUCAAGAGGGGUUCCAACCUGGAGCAAAGGAGGGCACGUUCGGCGGACCUGGAGAAGCUGAAGUCCGAGCUGACGGUGGUAGAUGACCGCUGGAUGACGGAGUACAUGCGCUGCUUCUCUGCCCGCCUGAGGUAG